Eublepharis macularius is the source of this 1508-nucleotide messenger RNA. It is a transcript of the gene KCTD11, whose product is annotated as potassium channel tetramerization domain containing 11. Gene Ontology annotation, biological process: positive regulation of neuron differentiation; protein homooligomerization. The record is from RefSeq and is a predicted model, not a curated record. Gene Ontology annotation, molecular function: protein binding. The transcript is spliced from 3 exons. Lineage: Eukaryota; Metazoa; Chordata; Lepidosauria; Squamata; Eublepharidae. Bases 107 to 1156 code for a protein of 349 amino acids.
CGGCGCGCCGGUGGCGGGGGAGCCGCGCCGCCUCUUCGCAGCCCGGAGACGCCCCCGCCGAGCAAUACUCUAGGCUGAAGAAGGGAGCAAAGAUUUCUUCCCAGUGAUGCCAGGCACCUGUGAGCCUGCGAGUCGGGCCGGUGGGCCGAUCACCUUGAAUGUUGGCGGUAAAUUCUACAGCACGACUUUUGAGACCCUGACGCGGUUUCCGGACUCUAUGCUGGGCGCCAUGUUUCGCGGCCCUCGCCCGGCCCUUACUGAUAGCAGCGGGAACUAUUUCAUAGACCGCGACGGCAAGACGUUCCGCCACAUCCUCAACUUCCUUCGCUUUGGCCGGCUGGACCUGCCAGAGGGGUACACUGAGCUCUCUCUCUUGCGUGUAGAGGCGGAUUUCUAUCAGAUCCGCCCGCUUCUCGAAGCGCUGCACCACGUGGAAGCCGAGCGCCGCCGCCAGAGAGCCAAUGCGGUGCUCCAUGCCGAUGUGGACUUGCGUGAACGGUUGCUGCACUUCAAUGUACGCCGCAGACCACAAAACUAUGAACUCUGCACAUGCUCCCUUCAGAUCUUCACAGCCAAUGUCUUCUGCACUGACCAACACUUUCUUGCCAUGUUGCGAAGACGCCUGGGCCAAUUGGAUCACACCAACGGAGAGCUUGAAGAGGGCUGUUAUGAAAGGUGGGUUGACCACUCCAAAGGGGAGACGGAAUCUCAGGGCUUCCUCGGCCAGCCAGAUGAUUCCGAUCGUACAGCGAGAGAAUCUCGAAAUGGUGUGAGUUGGAAUUCCAUGACUGCCAGCAGAGAAUCCAGAAGCUGGAAAAGACAAGGAGACGGUUUCAGGACCAAUGGCGAACGGAGAAUUUGCCCGUACGAUUCUGCUGAUGAGGAUGUGGAAAUGGCUGAUGAGGGACCGGACAACUCUUUGGGACUGUCCCAGCCCGGAACGAAAGCGUGCCACCAUCUCUGCUUGGAGUGGGCUCCCCGCCCAAACGAGCUGCCACCAGCAGAAAUCAGCCUCUGUCUCCGGGGCCCUUGCUUUUGCGGUGAAGCAGCUGGGCUUGGUCUCUGGGUCCCCCCACCUGGCCGUCCCGCCUCCCGCUGUUGCCUGAGUGACCAGGAUUCCAGCAGUGAAGACCCCUGCCCCGGGCGGUGGAGCUGACUGCACGGGAGUCCGGGCAGAUGGAUGUGUGCCAAGGGCAGCGGCUGAGGACAGGGGAGAAGCCCCCUGCUGUCACAAAGGGGCCGGAGUGUGUCUGUGGGCCUGUCCUUGGGGGCUGACUACUUGAAGGUCGUUCAUUGACUUUCAUAGGUCUGCUCUAGAGUAAUUAUCCUGUAGGCGGCAUCUUGGGAGUUGGUUUAACCGCCCUGUGGCUUUGAACGAAGUGACCCUAAGAACUGCAUUGCUGGAAGACUGGGUGGGACCUCCGAACGUUUCUGGGCUUUGUGCACAACUACAAUGGGGAAGAUUUCUUCCCAGUUCGGAGGUGGGGGGGGGGGGGAGCUGAUGAUUA